Messenger RNA from Calypte anna (Anna's hummingbird), 6502 nucleotides. It is a transcript of the gene ABL1, whose product is annotated as ABL proto-oncogene 1, non-receptor tyrosine kinase. NCBI's taxonomy places the organism in Eukaryota, Metazoa, Chordata, Aves, Apodiformes, Trochilidae. Gene Ontology annotation, molecular function: non-membrane spanning protein tyrosine kinase activity; ATP binding; protein binding. Bases 1238 to 4666 code for a protein of 1142 amino acids. The record is from RefSeq and is a predicted model, not a curated record. The transcript is spliced from 11 exons. Gene Ontology annotation, biological process: protein phosphorylation; regulation of apoptotic process.
CCGCCGGCUGAGGACGGGGCUGCGCCGCGCCGGGGGUUCCGGGAGCUCCCUGGCCGCCUGCAGCCGCCCCCCCUCCAGUCUCUUUUCGGUGCCCCCGCCGGCAGCCUCCAGGGUACCCCUUGCCCUGCUGCCCUUCGUCCCCUUCCUUCUGCCGGGGCCCCCUCCAGGCGUGCGGCCGCCCCCCCCCGCCCGGCCCCCUCCGCGCGUCCCGCCGCGGCCGGGCUGGGUUCGGCCCCGCAGCCGCUGCCCGCCCGGGCCUUCCCCUCCUCCGGCUUCACCCGCGGGGAUGCGGCCGGUCCGAUCCCCCCCGUUUGACCUCUUCUGGCUGCUCUGCAGGAACCGACCUCCUGGAGUUCAACCCCGGCUUCGCACCCCGGCCUUGGUACCCGGUUCCGUCUGAGGCGGGCAGCAGGCCGGGAGGGCGGCCACCUGCUCCGGCCCGGCGGUCCCUGCCUUGUUUCGAAGCCAGCAUGGCCCCGCUGGCCCCCUUGGCCUCGGCCGCUGCUGGGGAGAGGUAGCGGCGGUGCGGGUGGCCCCAGGAUGGCGAUGGAAGAAGGUGAAGCGUGAGACCGGACCGGACCGGACCUUGGGUCCCCUCCUCCUGUCCUUUCCCGUCCCUUUCCUUCACCCCGAGGAGCGUGUGGAGCCGGCCAGGCCCCGAGCUGCCCCUGCUUGGCCUUGCAGCUGACAUGGUUCCAGCCGAGUUGAUCCUGCUAGACUUCAGCGGUACUUGAAGCCAAAUACGUGGCUCUUUGGCCUUUGCUAACUCAAUGCUAUGCAAAAGAAAAGGAGGAGGAAAAAAAAGGAAACCUUGACACUGGUUGCAGUGGGAAUGGCUUUUUCCUGCCCUGGGUGAGCCUGCAUGUGGUUUCUGGGUUUGUUGAGAUGAACUGAUUCUCCUUCAGCUGGUGGAAGACACACUGCAUAUGGCAACCUGAAACUUUGGUAAUGUUUGGUCAUUGCUAAAAGCAGUUGGAACUUUUAAUUAUUUUUUUUUUCUUAAUUUUUAUUUUUUAAAUUUUGGCAUUAAGUGACCUAAAGGAGCCUUGUUUCCAUCUUCAGAAUCAUUGAAGGAACCUGUGCUUGUCUUAAUUACCGCCUCAAGUGACUUUAUCACGCAGUGAGUACAACCACCUAAAGCAACCUUCUCCUUCCAAGCACCUUCCCAGCCUGGAAGAUCAGGGAUCACAGACUUCGAAAACUUCUCGUCCUGGGAAAGGCUGCCCAUAGUUACUUUAUGGGGCAGCAGCCUGGAAAAGUUCUUGGGGACCAAAGGAGGCCAAGUCUGCCUGCCCUGCACUUUAUCAAAGGAGCAGGGAAGAAGGAGUCAUCAAGGCAUGGGGGCCCACCCUGUAAUGUCUUCGUUGAACAUGAAGCCCUCCAGAGACCAGUAGUAUCAGACUUUGAGCCCCAGGGUCUGAGUGAAGCAGCUCGCUGGAACUCCAAGGAAAACCUUCUGUCCUGUCCUAGUGAAAAUGACCCCCACCUCUUUGUUGCACUGUACGAUUUUGUGGCAAGUGGGGACAACACUCUCAGCAUCACUAAAGGUGAAAAGCUCCGUGUCCUGGGCUACAAUCACAACGGGGAAUGGUGCGAGGCUCAAACGAAGAACGGACAAGGCUGGGUGCCCAGCAACUACAUCACUCCAGUGAAUAGUUUGGAAAAACAUUCCUGGUAUCAUGGACCAGUGUCUCGGAAUGCUGCUGAGUACCUGCUGAGCAGUGGGAUCAAUGGCAGCUUUCUUGUACGAGAGAGUGAGAGCAGCCCAGGACAGAGAUCUAUUUCCCUGCGAUACGAAGGAAGGGUGUACCACUACAGAAUAAACACUGCAUCUGAUGGAAAGCUGUAUGUUUCUUCAGAGAGCCGUUUCAACACCUUGGCAGAGCUGGUCCAUCACCAUUCCACAGUUGCAGAUGGACUCAUCACCACCUUGCACUACCCGGCCCCCAAACGCAACAAACCCACCAUCUAUGGAGUCUCCCCCAACUAUGACAAAUGGGAAAUAGAGAGAACUGACAUCACCAUGAAACACAAACUUGGUGGAGGGCAGUAUGGAGAGGUGUAUGAAGGGGUCUGGAAGAAGUACAACCUCACAGUGGCUGUGAAGACACUAAAGGAGGAUACCAUGGAAGUGGAAGAGUUCUUGAAAGAAGCUGCAGUAAUGAAGGAGAUCAAGCAUCCCAACUUGGUGCAAUUAUUAGGGGUGUGCACACGGGAGCCUCCUUUCUACAUCAUCACGGAAUUCAUGACCUAUGGGAAUUUGUUGGAUUAUCUCCGGGAAUGCAACCGCCAGGAGGUGAAUGCUGUGGUGCUGCUCUACAUGGCAACUCAGAUCUCCUCAGCCAUGGAGUACCUGGAGAAGAAAAACUUCAUUCACAGGGACCUCGCUGCCAGAAACUGCCUUGUAGGGGAGAACCACUUGGUGAAGGUGGCAGACUUUGGCCUCAGCAGGCUGAUGACAGGUGACACAUACACUGCCCAUGCUGGAGCUAAAUUCCCCAUCAAGUGGACUGCACCAGAGAGCCUGGCCUACAACAAGUUCUCCAUUAAAUCUGAUGUCUGGGCCUUUGGUGUUCUGCUGUGGGAAAUUGCAACCUAUGGCAUGUCCCCUUACCCUGGGAUUGACCUGUCUCAAGUCUAUGAGCUGCUGGAGAAAGACUACCGCAUGGAGCGCCCCGAAGGCUGUCCUGAGAAAGUUUAUGAGCUCAUGAGAGCCUGCUGGCAGUGGAGCCCUUCUGAUAGACCCUCCUUUGCUGAGAUCCACCAAGCCUUUGAAACCAUGUUUCAGGAAUCCAGCAUUUCAGAUGAGGUGGAGAAGGAAUUGGGAAAGAAAGGCAUGAGGAGUGUAGUGAGCAAUUUCCUCCAGGCCCCAGAGUUACCAACCAAAACACGAACAUCAAGGAGAACUGCUGAAAGCAAAGAUGCCAACGAGAGCUUGGAGACUGCACAUGCUCGAGGCCAGGGGGAAUGUGACCCUCUGGAUCAUGAACCUGCUGUCUCUCCCUUGCUCCCACGGAAGGAGAGGGUGGCCCUGGAAAGCAGUUUGAACGAAGAUGAGAGGCUGCUUCCAAAAGACAAGAAGCACAACCUCUUCAGUGCCCUGAUAAAGAAGAAGAAGAAGACUGCCCCUACCCCUCCAAAACGGAGCAGCUCCUUCAGAGAGAUGGAUGGGCACUCGGACCGCAGGGCGGGUGGGGAGGAGGAGUCCAGGGAUGCUGGCAAUGGAGCUUUCAUUGCACCCCCAGCAGAUGGAGUUGACCCCUCCAAGUUUCAGAGCCCAAGCAACGGGGCUGGUGUCACCAACGGGGUUGUCACUGGGAACUCUGGGUUUUUAUCUCCCCACUUACGGAAGAAAUCCAGCACGAUGAGCAGCAGCCGGGGGGUGGCGGGUGAGGAGGAGAACAGCUCCAACUCCAGCAAACGUUUCUUGAGAUCCUGCUCAGCCUCCUGUGUGCCCCACGGAGCAAAGGACACGGAGUGGAAAUCUGUGACUCUGCCUCGGGAUUUGCAGUCCACAGGACGCCAGUUUGAUUCCUCCACUUUUGGGGGACACAAAAGUGAAAAGCCAGCACUGCCUCGGAAACGGGCAAACGAGGCCAAGAGUGACAUUGCUGUCAAGGGAACAGUGACCCCUCCUCCACGGCUGCUUAAGAAAAAUGAAGAGACCACUGAUGAAGUGUUCAAAGAUGCAGAGUCGAGCCCUGGCUCCAGCCCUCCCACUCUGACCCCAAAACUUGGCCGUAGGCAACCUGCUGCCCCUCCUUCCUCCAGCGUGCUCCACAAGGACGAUGGGGUCAAAUCCAGUGCCUUAGGUACCCCUGUGACAAUGGACCAAGGGUCCACUGUCAAACCUGCUGGGUUUGUGGGUGCCAGCAAGGCUGCUUCUGAGGAGCCACGACUGAGGAGGCUCAAGCAGACCUCGGAGUUGGCAGGGAAGGACAAAGGGAAGUUAUCAAAGCUGAAACCAGCCCCUCCACUUCCACUGUCAUCCUCCUCCAUUGGCAAAUCUGGGAAAGUGUCCCACAGUCCCAGCCAUGAAGCAGCAGCAGAUGUGGUGUCUGGGCCGAAAUCCAAACAGUUGACUCAGGUUGGAGAUGCUGCGAGCAGUGAUGCUGUCAAGCCAAACCAGUCAGGGGAAGGUGUGAAAAAGCUGGGGAUCCCUUCUGUACCAAAGCCACAGUCCUCUGCAAAGCUGCUGAUGAGCACAGCAACCCCAGCUGCCACCUCCUCAGCUCUCCCCUCUGCCCCAGGUGGGGAACAACCAUCAUCUACAGCCUUCAUCCCUCUCAUUUCCACCAGAGUCUCCCUACGGAAGACCAGGCAGCCCCCGGAGAGGAUUGCCAGUGGCACCAUCACCAAAGGGGUGGUGUUGGAAAGCACUGAGGCUCUGCGUCUUGCCAUCAGCAAGAACUCUGAACAAAUGGCAAGCCACAGUGCUGUCUUGGAGGCUGGCAAGAACCUCUACACCUUCUGCGUGAGCUACGUGGACUCCAUCCAGCAGAUGAGGAACAAAUUUGCUUUUCGGGAGGCCAUCAAUAAGCUGGAGAACAACCUCCGGGAGCUUCAGAUCUGCCCAGCAACAGCUGGCAGUGGUCCUGCAGCCACCCAGGACUUUAGCAAACUUCUCAGUUCAGUGAAAGAAAUCAGUGACAUUGUUCAGAGGUAGCAGGGAGCCAGGUGAAAAAGAAAUUAAAAAAAAAAAAAAAAAAAAAAACGGAAAAACAACACCACAAAAGAGGAAAAAAAAAAAAAACCACAAUAAAAAAACAGCAACAAAAGAAAAACCCAAUGGGCCAAAGCCAGCUGUGGAGAGGGUAAUGUGUGUGGACUGACAAAAGGAACAGGGUGGUGAGGUGAGGUGAGGGCUGUGCAGAAGACACAGACUGUGAAUGGCUGCCCCAGCUCCAGAGGGCAGAACUGUCUUCAAGAGGCACUUCCCAUCCUCUUAACUCAGCUUCCCUGUGUUCCAUGUGCUCACAAUCGUCCUUAUCUGUGGAGUUCUUGCCUUGUGGACUACAAGUCUAAGUGCUGAUGUCACACCAUGCCUUUUUAUUAAUAUUUUAUUUGUUCUGGACAGAGCAUUAAGACUGAAGCCAGACUGAUGGACACUGAGAUGCCAUCCUCCUCAGGAGGACUUUCUACUGCAAUUUUGUUCCCUCCCUCUGCCCCCCUGUACACAAGGAUGAGUGUUUGAAUAGCAAUAUACCCACUGCAUGUCUUGGGAGAGCUGCAGCACCUAUCCCUGGCUUGAGCCUGACAGUGACCUGGCAUGAAUCCAACAGAUUGAGCUUUUGGGAGGGAAGGGGGGAAAAGUGUUAAUGUAAGAGGGCGUUUUGGUCUGUUUUGUUGUUUUUUUGUUUUUUUGUUUUUUCCUUUAAUGACAGAAUGCUACAAGUGAUGUUUACCCAAAUUCUUCCUCCAGUUCCACUCGGUGCCCUUCAUUUCUGUGUUCUCAGCAGUUUCUGAAGUCUUGCUGAGCCCAAAUGAGUUGCUUUGGGUUGAAAAUGUUGCAGCCAGUGCCUGCUAACAUCCUGGCACAGGAGCCUCUUUGCAGAUCUCCCUUGGUAGUGGAGAAGGACUUGGGGAAGGUCUUAAAAAGGACAUUGCUAUCUCACUCUUGAGCUCUCUAACAUUCAUCAGGCUGGUGGUUGGGGUGCAGAGCAGGGCAGGGAGCAGUUGGCUGGUGACUGCUCCCUAAAGGGUCACAGGCUGGGGGGGAAACAGCUUAGGAUGGAGCCCCCUGUGCCUCCAGCAGUCGUUUCAUCUGAGCUUACACAUUGCAGGUGGAUGAGAAUGGCUCUUGCUGCAGUUGAAUUUCCAGACUUGCUUUGUUGGGUGAGCAGAGGUGGGACCUGGCUUCUCUGCUGCCCUGGGGGACCUCCCUCUCCUUGCCAGUGCUGACUCCUCAUGAAGAACUCAAAUGCCAGUAACUUGGGGUUAAAACCAUCACUACCUUCAUGUGCUUCCAUCCAGCAUCACAAAAGGAUCUGUGAAGACUGCAGACACUUUUCUCUUGGGUGCAGCUCUCAAGGGAAGUGCCACAAAAUGCUGACAGCAGGACUCCUGGGCUUCUUUUCCAAGGUCCUGUGACCUUCCCAACUAACACAACACGACUGGGAACUAACUGUGACUUGUGACAAUAGUGAAAGAACAAGGUUUAGGGCUAUUAACUGUGCAAUUUAACUCAACUCUUAACAGUUCCAAACAAGAGCAAAAAGCAUUUUCUGUGUCCCAUUCCCCUGUAACUCUUGUGACCCCUCUUGUGUAUCUUAAACACUUAAUUGCCUUCCAUUGUAUUUUAUUCUGUUCUCUUUGGAACUGUUUGUUUUGUAUAUGAUUUCUAGUAAUUCACUCGUGUAUGUUCACACCACUUCUCUCCCUCACAAACAGCCAUGACUUAACACAUGACAAAAGUUCAAAAGGAAAUACACACUUCUGCUAGAGGCUGCCUUUAAAAAUGUAAGAAAAAACAAAAACAAACAAAAAAAAAUUACCCAGCCAA